Molecule: messenger RNA, 1255 nt
Organism: Malus domestica (apple)
Lineage: Eukaryota; Viridiplantae; Streptophyta; Magnoliopsida; Rosales; Rosaceae
Source: RefSeq, a predicted model, not a curated record
UCAAACUACCACAUCGUCUUUUGUGAAUUCACCACGCCUUUGACCUGUGAUAGAUGUUUUUAAUUUUAUUUUCAUAAUUGAAAACUUUUGGAGGAGGCGGGAGAUUAAAAAUUUGGAGGGCUGCCAAAAUUUUGGCAUAGCGCCCAAAAUCUCUAACUCCCUAUUUUCAAAGAGAUCGCGUUAGCUCUCCCUCCUCAUUUUCAUUUCUCUCUCGCAACUUCUCUGCCUUUCCUCUUCAGAAAUUUCCAAACGCCUCCACCAAGUGUUCUGGAUAUGAAAAUCCAUACGAGAAUUCUCUGAAAUUCGAUGACGGCGGUGGCUCCGGCGGCUCCUAUUUAGAUGAUAGGUAUGGGGGAUACAACCGAAGCCGAUCCGAUUUGGGUUCGGAUCCAUAUGGGAAGUGGUAUGAUGCAGGUCCCGAUGCGGGUAGGGCGACGGUGUUUAUGCUUACGGAGGUGAUAAUUCUAUUCCGGCAAUGGCUAAUAAUCUCGCUCCAGUUCUGGACAAAAAAUUGGUUUUGCAUGAAGAUUCUAAAGAUGCAUCCUCCCAUAAAAAAGGAGGGUCACAAGAUGACAAGUCCCUGGUUGUUUGCUUUGGGGAAAUGCUAAUUGACUUUGUGCCCACUGUUGGUGGAGUUUCACUUGCUGAAGCACUUGCUUUUAAGAAAGCUCCUAGUGGUGCUCCUGCUAAUGUCGCUGUUGGAGUCGCAAGACUGGGUGGUUCAGCAGGUUUCAUAGGCAAGACAUGUAUUCGAACAAUGUUUUCUCUCAUAUCCCCUUGACACCGUUACAAGAUGUGAUAAAACCGACUCAUCUACCUUUGCCUUUUGGUCAAAGAGCUCUGUGGAUAUUGAGCCAAUGCGUAUUAGAUUACAGUCAAAUAGUUACACUACCAACACCUUUUUGGAUACAGUGACUGCUGCAACUAUACAGGUUGGAAAUUACUGAGAUGUAUAAACAUUGAUACUUGUUUUGAGAUGUAUAUGAUGCUUUUGUUCUAUGUGAAAAUUACUGAAGGUCGGCUGGAUUAAUCAUUUUGUUAUCAACGCCUGUUUGGCCUUCUUUCUUAUUUCGUUACUGCUGUUAUUAGGUCCCCGAUGAGGCAGUUACAAAAUGCACGGCCUAUGGGUGAGAUUUUGGGGCUUUAUAGAUCUCAGGGAGGCAGUAUAGAUCUUCUGUUGUUUAUGUAUUCAUUAGGCACUACAUGGAUGGUACUUUAUGACUUCCAUUGUUUAUGUAUUCAUUUGGAAACUCAA